Molecule: messenger RNA, 633 nt
Organism: Cercopithifilaria johnstoni
Lineage: Eukaryota; Metazoa; Nematoda; Chromadorea; Rhabditida; Onchocercidae
Source: the annotation of a GenBank genome assembly
AUGCAUCCGACUCCGUUGUAUCACAUCACGGAUGAGCAGAAGGACAGUGUCUAUGAACCUGCCGAAGAUACCUUUUUGUUAUUGGAUGCCCUGGAAAAAGAUGCAGAGGCUUUAGAGCAGUUAAAACCAAAUGUGGUUGUUGAAAUUGGAAGUGGUUCUGGUAUUGUUUCAGUAUUUUGUCAGCAGUUGAUUCGUUCACCAGUGUUUGCCUUAGUAACAGACAUUAAUUUUAAGGCUUUGCAGUGCACUAAAACUACGGCACAGCUGAACAAUUCAUCAGUGGAAGCAGUUCAAUGUGAUUUGUUAUCAGCACUGAGUUACCGGUUAUAUGGUCUCAUUGACGUGCUAUUCUUUAAUCCACCAUAUGUACCAACAGAGCAAGAGGCUACUUCGGAUUCUGUUCGUUGUUGGGCUGGUGGUCCGACUGGCCGUGGUACUGUUGAUCGAAUUUUUGCUCAGCUUCCAGAAAUUUUAGCGCCUGGCGGUUUUUUCUAUGUUGUUGCACUUCAUUCGAAUGAUAUUGUCAACAUGUUAGCUAGUAACAAAUCGACUUUUUCUAGCAAAAUUCUGCUUGAAAGGAGAUGUGGCAUUGAGCAUCUUUUUGUGCUUAAAUUUACAAAAUCAAAAUAUUGA